AUGACAUAUAAAGAAAUAGAAAAAGAUGGUAUAAAAAUAGCUUAUAAAGUUGAUAUGAAAGUAGAUAGCAGUUCACCAGCAGGAAUUUCUAAAAGCAUGGGCAGAGCUAUGAUAGGUUUUGCUGAUUAUUUUGAAGUAUCUAAACCAGAUGCAAUUCUGGUGUUAGGUGAUCGCUAUGAAACCUUAGCUGUUUGCUGUUCUGCUAUGAAUGCACAGGUUCCUAUUUUUCAUCUAUAUGGUGGUGAGACUACAGAAGGUGCUAUUGAUGAAGCGGUUCGUCAUUCCAUUACAAAAAUGAGCUAUUUGCAUUUUACAAGUACGGAAGAAUAUAGGCAUAGAGUUAUUCAGCUGGGAGAAAAUCCCGAUAGAGUUUUUUGUGUAGGUGCAGUUGGUAUAGAAAAUGCCUUAAAUGAACCUAAGAUUAGCAAAAAAGAAUUAGAACUGUUCACAGGAUUAGAUUUAUCAAAUCCUUAUGCUGUCAUGACCUUUCAUCCAGUUACAUUGGAAAGCGACCUAUUGGAACAAUGCAGUGAGGUUUUAGCUGCCAUAGAAAGUUUUCCUGAAAUUCAAUUUAUUAUAACAGGGGCUAAUGCAGAUUGUGGUGGUAAUGAUGUAAACAAUAUGUUAAUGAAGUAUGCAGAAAAUCAUAAUAAUGUAUUCUUUAUUUUAUCAUUAGGAUUAACCAGGUAUUUAUCUGCACUAAAUUAUGCGGCAUUUGUAUUGGGAAAUUCAUCUAGUGGCUUAGUGGAAGCACCAUCUUUUGGUAUUCCUACAGUAAAUAUAGGUAAUAGACAAAAAGGAAGACUACGUAGUGAAUCGGUUAUUGACUGCGAGACUAAGAAAGAUGAGAUUGUUAAUGCUAUUGACAAAGCAUUGAGUAAUGAAUUUAAGGCUAUAGUAAAAAAUGCCCAAAACCCUUAUGGUGAUGGAAAUACAGUUAAUAAAGUAGUAGAGAUUAUUAAAAAGUAUUUUUAUGAGAAAGAAAUUAAUUUGCAGAAGAAAUUUUAUGAUGUUAAUUUCGAGCUCUAUAAAGAAUCUAAUACAGAAGAUGAUAUAGAAAUUGCAUUGAAUACAGACAGCGUAGAACUUGUAAAGUUAGUUCAGGAUAGUGAAAUACCAGUAGCCUACAUAGAGAGAAAAGAAAAUUUGGCUGGCGAUGUAGUUGCAAAAAAAGAUGUAAUUGCUGAUACUUGGAUUGAAAUGGAAAAAUCAGAAGGUAAAAAAUAUGAUAUGAUUGUUGAUUGUGAUAUUACAUCACCGCUUCGUACUGUAGAAGAUAUAAAAAAUCUGAUAGAAAAAAAGAUGUCGUCUGAUUUUGAUGUAGUGUUUUCCGUAACAGAUUCUAGACGUAAUCCAUACUUUAAUAUGGUAUCAGUAAAUGGUGAUGAUGAGGCUGAUGUAGUGAUAAAAAGUAAAUUUACUGCACGUCAGCAGGCACCACAAAUUUUUGAUAUGAAUGCAUCUUUAUAUGCAUAUAGUCCACAUUAUUUAUCCAAUGAGGGGCAUAUGUUUGAUUUUAAGUGUGGAACAAUAUUCAUGAGAGAUACUGCUGUUCUUGAUCUGGAUAAUACAUGUGAUUUUGAAUUUAUGGAAGUUAUUGCAGAAUAUUUAUUUAAGGUAGAUAUUGGUAUGGCAGAGAUAAGGAAAAAAGCUAUGGAGAUACUGUAUAGUUAUAACAAUAGCCUACUAUGA
Molecule: messenger RNA, 1692 nt
Organism: Cylicocyclus nassatus
Lineage: Eukaryota; Metazoa; Nematoda; Chromadorea; Rhabditida; Strongylidae
Source: the annotation of a GenBank genome assembly